AUGCGCGCAGCCAGCCUUUAUAGCGGCCGCGGGAGCCGCGCGUUCCGCACUCGGGCGUCCGAAAGUCCCUCAGCACCAUGUCCGCACCGUGGACCGCAGCUCUUUGCCUCGGUGGGUGUCUGGGGGCUGCUGCUGCCGAAGCCCGCGGCCAGCCAAGGCGCCGUUCCCAUUGCGAUCACAUGCUUUACCAGAGGCCUGGACAUCAGGAAAGAGAAAGUAGAUGUCCUCUGCCCAGGGGGCUGCCCUCUGGAGGAAUUCUCUGUGUUUGGAAACAUAGUUUAUGCUUCUGUAUCCAGCAUAUGUGGGGCCGCUGUGCACAGGGGAGUGAUCGACAUCUCAGGAGGGCCUGUUCGAGUUUAUAGACUACCUGGUCGGGAAAAUUAUUCCUCAGUGGAUGCCAAUGGUGUCCAGUCUCAAACGCUUUCCAGAUGGUCUGCCUCCUUCACAGUGACUAAAGGCAAAAGUAAUACCCAGGAAGCCACGGGACGAUCAGUGUCCACAGCACAUCCACCAACAGGUAAACGACUAAAGAAAACACCAGAGAAGAAAAGUGGCAAUAAAGAAUGUAAAGCCGACAUUGCUUUUCUGAUCGAUGGCAGCUUUAACAUUGGGCAGCGCCGAUUUAAUUUACAGAAGAAUUUUGUUGGGAAAGUGGCUCUAAUGCUGGGAAUUGGAACAGAAGGACCACACGUGGGCCUUGUUCAAGCCAGUGAGCAUCCCAAAAUAGAAUUUUACUUGAAAAACUUUACGUCAGCCAAAGAUGUUUUGUUUGCCAUAAAGGAAGUAGGUUUCCGAGGAGGUAAUUCCAAUACAGGGAAAGCUCUGAAACAUACUGCCCAGAAAUUCUUCACAGCAGACACCGGGGUGAGAAAAGGGAUCCCCAAAGUGGUGGUGGUGUUUAUUGAUGGCUGGCCUUCUGAUGACAUCGAGGAAGCAGGCAUUGUGGCCAGAGAGUUUGGGGUCAAUGUAUUUAUAGUUUCUGUGGCCAAGCCAAUUCCUGAGGAACUGGGGAUGGUUCAGGAUGCUGCAUUUGUUGAUAAGGCUGUCUGUAGGAAUAAUGGCUUCUUCUCUUACCACAUCCCCAACUGGUUUGGUACCACAAAAUAUGUAAAGCCUCUAGUGCAGAAGCUGUGCACUCACGAGCAAAUGAUGUGCAGUAAGACCUGUUACAACUCUGUGAACAUCGCCUUCCUCAUCGACGGCUCCAGCAGUGUGGGAGACAACAAUUUCCGCCUCAUGCUGGACUUUGUUUCCAACAUAGCCAAGACUUUUGAAAUCUCAGACAUUGGGGCCAAGAUUGCUGCCGUACAGUUCACUUAUGAUCAGCGCACAGAGUUCAGUUUCACUGACUAUAGCACCAAAGAAAAUGUCCUAGCUGUCAUCGGAAACAUUCGCUAUAUGAGUGGAGGCACAGCCACUGGUGAUGCCAUUUCCUUCACUGUCAGAAAUGUGUUUGGUCCCGUGAGGGACAGCCCCAACAAGAACUUCCUAGUAAUCAUAACCGAUGGGCAGUCCUAUGACGACGUCCGAGGCCCCGCUGCGGCUGCACACGAUGCAGGUAUCACCAUCUUCUCUGUUGGUGUGGCUUGGGCACCUCUGGAUGACCUGAAAGAUAUGGCCUCCAAACCGAAGGAGUCUCAUGCUUUCUUCACAAGAGAGUUCACAGGACUAGAACCAAUUGUUUCUGAUGUCAUUAGAGGCAUUUGUAGAGAUUUCUUAGAAUCUCAGCAAUAAUGGUGAUAUUGUGACAACUGAAAAGAGUGCAAAGGAAUCUAAUGUAUAAAUGUAUCCUCACAAUACUGAAAUACUAUAUAGCAUACUAAUGGCAACAGCUAUAUAAGGCAAAUAAGUAUUCAUUUAGAGCUACUACCUUCUGAUUACAAUUUAGACUUCAAUUAUUCAAAACACUUGGUUGAGGCUUCAUAAUUAUGGCCCUUAGAAACUCAGGAAAGACAUGGAUUCAAAGUUUUGCCUAUUAGAUGUUUAGAUAUGCAAAACCAUAGAUCAAUAAAAGGAUCUGAUACUUAGAUCAAAAGCAA
Molecule: messenger RNA, 2039 nt
Organism: Castor canadensis (American beaver)
Lineage: Eukaryota; Metazoa; Chordata; Mammalia; Rodentia; Castoridae
Source: RefSeq, a predicted model, not a curated record